AACAACUGAUUGCUACUUGCUAGGCAAAAUAAAAAAAAAAUUGUUUAAAACAAAAAUAUAUUUCUGAUACAUAAAUAAUUAUUAUUAUUUUUUUCAAAAUACGCUCACUGGGCCACCACCGUCCACCACCAGUCAUCAUCACGCCUAGAAAACAACAAACGAAUAACAAUAACAAUCGACGCGCUCGUACGUUGUUUGGCGAGCGCGAUAUUGAAAGAAAAAUUAAAAUUUUAUAAGUUCAAGAUACCUACAUUUUUAUCAAAAUUGUCUUGCUGUUGAAUUUUAUUGGAAUUAGCUGUUGCGAUGGACUCGGAUGAGGAUGCGUUGAACGAUAUAGACUCUGGAAAUGAAUCUAGCGGAGAUGAUGUGGAUUUUGCAAUGGAGGUUGAUGUGCGGCACGAACGUGAAAAAAACCAAGACGUUGAUGAUUUUCCCUUUGAAGUUCUGUCCACAGACAAUAUUGUUCAACACAUGAUUGAUUGCAUCAAAGACGUGAAUACUGUGCUUCAAAUGCCUGCUACAACGACUCGCAUUUUGUUGAAUCAUUUUAAAUGGGACAAAGAAAAGUUAAUGGAACGGUUUUACGAUGGUGACCAGGAUAAAUUAUUCUCUGAGGCUAGAGUAAUAAAUCCAUUUAAAAGAACUCAACCAAUUAUACAGAGGCCAACAUCUACACGUAGUAGAGGUACUCCUGGAAUGGAAGAUUGUGCUAUUUGCUUUGUAAGGCUCCCAAACAAUAUGAUGACUGGAUUAGAAUGUAAUCAUCGAUUCUGUACACAAUGUUGGACAGAAUAUUUAACAACAAAAAUUAUUGAAGAAGGUGUUGGUCAAACAAUUGCAUGUGCAGCAAGUGGUUGUGAUAUAUUAGUCGAUGAUGCCACUGUUAUGCGAUUAGUCAGAGAUCCAAAAGUUCGAAUGAAAUAUCAACAUCUGAUUACUAAUAGUUUUGUUGAAUGUAACAGAUUAUUACGUUGGUGUCCAUCACCUGACUGCAAUAAUGUUAUUAAAGCCCAGUAUAUUGAUUCAAAACCAGUGAUCUGUCGAUGUUUGCAUGUAUUUUGUUUUGUGUGUGGAGAAAAUUGGCAUGAUCCUGUUAAAUGUAAUUUAUUAAGGAAAUGGAUCAAAAAAUGUGAUGAUGAUUCAGAAACUUCAAAUUGGAUUGCAGCUAAUACUAAAGAGUGUCCUAAAUGUAAUGUAACUAUAGAAAAAGAUGGUGGUUGCAACCAUAUGGUUUGUAAAAAUCAAAAUUGCAAAACUGACUUUUGUUGGGUAUGCCUUGGCCCAUGGGAACCACACGGAUCUUCAUGGUAUAACUGUAAUCGGUAUGAUGAAGAAGAAGCUAAAGCUGCUAGAGAUGCUCAAGAAAGAUCCAGAGCUGCCUUACAGAGGUAUCUUUUCUACUGUAACCGUUAUAUGAAUCAUAUGCAAUCGCUUAAGUUUGAACACAAACUUUAUGCUAGUGUUAAAGAAAAAAUGGAAGAAAUGCAACAACAUAACAUGUCUUGGAUUGAGGUACAAUUUUUAAAAAAAGCUGUUGAUAUAUUAUGUCAAUGUAGACAAACACUUAUGUACACUUAUGUGUUUGCAUACUAUUUGAAGAAGAAUAACCAAUCAGUUCUUUUUGAGGAUAACCAGCGAGACUUAGAAAGUGCUACUGAAACUCUAUCAGAGUAUUUAGAAAGAGAUAUCACUUCAGAAAAUUUAGCUGACAUCAAGCAGAAAGUUCAAGAUAAAUAUCGUUACUGCGAAAGUCGGCGAAAAGUGUUGUUAGAGCAUGUUCACGAAGGUUAUGAGAAAGACUGGUGGGAUUACACAGAAAAGUUGUGAACUAGUCACAUAUAUCUGUGAUAUAAAAUUAAGUAUACAUACAAAAUACAACACAUUUACACAAACAUGUUUAAAAAAAUUUUAACUACCAUAAACUAUAUAUUAUAUAUUAUAUAUAUAUUUAUGUUUAUGUACUAAUAAUUAUAAGUCAGAAAUUUAAAAAUACUGAACAACUGUAGCUUUAUUUACUAUAUUUUUUUUAGUAAUUAAUACAUUUGUAAUUUAUAAGUAGCAAUGUCCUCGCUGUAUAUCUUAUAUUAUGAAUAUUUUUAUUAAUUUUAUUUUUUAAUUAUAAUUUAAGGUUUUUUGGCCUUAUUUCCAUUGUUUCAAUAUUGUUGACGAGAAAAAAAAUCAUCUGUAUGACGUAAUCAUUUUUUAUCAUAAGUUUUAUCCUUGAUAGAAUAAUUUACAUCUUCAAAAAUUGCUCAUUAUUCUAUAUAAUUAUUAUAUACCUACUAAAUUAAUUGAAGUCUAGUAUCUAAUAAAAUUAAAUUGUAUAUCAGAAAACCUAAGACUCACAUUGUCCAAUUAAAAUACAUUUUUCUCAAAACAGUUAAAAUUAAACUUUAAAGUAUAUUUUCAGGGUACUCACUACUGUGAUAAUAUAGAUUUGAAUUGGAAAGAAGUGUACUUUAUCGGUAUUCUUAAAGUCUUGUUGGUAUUUUGAUUUUUUCAUGUUAAUUUAAAUUAUAUUUAAAAAAAAAAAGUUUUAUUUUGUGUUAUUUUGUGAUAGCUUAGGCUGUACAUUUUAUUUUCAAAUUUUCUUUUUGUUUACAUAAUAAUUUAUAACUAAAUUUAAUAUUGUACAAGGUAUAGUGUGUUAUGGUAUAUAGUGAGUAUUCUAUUAAAAUACAUCGUGACAUUUUCUUAAUUUGACAAGAUUCCAAAAUUGAAAUUUAAUUUGAAGUGUUUUUUAGCAACAUGUAUAUUAUAGUAUUAACAUUUACAGUAUAAAAGAUUGUUUUGUAAAAUGAAAUUGAUUUUUUUUAAUUGAAUGCUCACAAUAUAUAAUUUUGUAUCACUAUUUCCUAUCUGCUUCCAAUAUAUGAAAUAUCAUUGUAGAUUUGCAUAAUAAUAUAUAUUGUAGAUUAUAAAUUAUUUAUUCACAAGUACAGAAAAUAACUUAUAAACUAAAAUUAGUUUUGUAUUUUUGAUGGUGCAUGAAAGUAAUGUAUUCCAUUUAAAAAAAAACUUAAAAUUAUCUAUCGGAUAUGAAUAAUUUAUUUAUUUUUACUCUGAAAAAUGAUUACAAAUAUAUUUGUGUUGUGUUUAAUGUAAAUUAUUGUAUUCAACUGAUAAAAUUCUAAUUUUUAAUUGAAUGUUAUUAAUUAUUCAGAUUAUAAGUACAUAAACCUUUUAUUGAGCUCUAUGUAUUUAAUUUAAAUGAUGCUAAUUUUAUGAUUUUUUUUUUUUCAUUGAUUAUAUAAUAUAUAAAAUAUAGUAUAUGCCAUAUGGUAAUAAUGAUUUAUUUUUUAUUUAGAUUUUAAAAUCAUAGUUCUUAUUGUUAGUUUAUUGUAUUCAUAAGUAUAUACACAAGUGUAUAAAUAAUAUGAUUCUCAUUCUAUUUUAGUUAAAAAUAUUUUUUUUAGUUUAUAUACCAGAGUAUUUUUUUAUAUUCUUUCAAUUUAUAAAAAAUAUUGAUCCUAAAUUCUGAAAAUACAUUUCAACAUUUUUAAUAUCA
This is a messenger RNA of Rhopalosiphum padi (bird cherry-oat aphid), 3508 nucleotides long. RefSeq names its product E3 ubiquitin-protein ligase ariadne-1 (gene ari-1). Lineage: Eukaryota; Metazoa; Arthropoda; Insecta; Hemiptera; Aphididae. Gene Ontology annotation, biological process: protein polyubiquitination; positive regulation of proteasomal ubiquitin-dependent protein catabolic process; ubiquitin-dependent protein catabolic process. The transcript is spliced from 10 exons. Gene Ontology annotation, molecular function: ubiquitin protein ligase activity; zinc ion binding; ubiquitin conjugating enzyme binding. Gene Ontology annotation, cellular component: nucleus; ubiquitin ligase complex; cytoplasm. Bases 304 to 1827 code for a protein of 507 amino acids. The record is from RefSeq and is a predicted model, not a curated record.